Molecule: messenger RNA, 1080 nt
Organism: Lodderomyces oxycetoniae
Lineage: Eukaryota; Fungi; Ascomycota; Pichiomycetes; Serinales; Debaryomycetaceae
Gene: MAS2
Product: mitochondrial-processing protease subunit alpha
Exons: 2
Coding region: 1-1080 (359 amino acids)
Cellular component (GO): mitochondrion
Molecular function (GO): metal ion binding
Source: RefSeq, a predicted model, not a curated record
AUGAAACGGCUUUAUAGUCCUGUGGUGACACAUUUGAGUAAUGGCAUUAGAGUGGUUACCGACUCUACGCCGGGCCAUUUUUCAGCGCUAGGUGCAUACAUUGAUGGCGGGUCGAGGUAUGAAACCUCUUCGACGUUAGGGCUUAGCCAUAUCCACGACCGGCUUGCCUUCAAAUCGACGAGAAACUAUUCUGGAGUCGAGAUGAUGGAGCAGUUGCAGAAGCUCGGAGGCAACUAUAUGAGUUGUGCGCAACGAGAGUCGAUGAUCUACCAAGCAAGUGUUUUCAACAAGGAUGUGGAGAGUAUGAUGGAUAUGCUUGCAGAGACUAUCCAGAACCCGCGCUUUACCGAGAGAGAGUUUUUGGAAGCGUUGCAAACUGCGGAUUACGAGGUGCAAGAGUUGGAGUAUAAGCCGCAGAUCUUGCUUUCGGAGAAGUUGCACGAGGCUGCAUAUAAGGGCGGUUUAGGGAACUCUCUAUUCAUCAAGAGAGAAAGAAUUCCAGACCUAAGGAGAAGUGAUGUUGUGGAGUACCAUAGAGAGUUUUUCCAGCCAAGCAAUAUAGUGGUGGCGAUGGUGGGUGUACCAGAGGAGAAAGCCAUCAGGAUGGUGGAGGAAAAGUUCAAUGGAUCUCCAUCAGGCAAGGCCAGGGAACGAGUUGGUUCUUAUAUUGGGGGAGAGGUGUGUGUCCCCCACCAAGUGCCGCUUUAUGCCAACCAGCCCGAGCUUUACCACAUGCAAGUUGCAUUUCAGACCACGGGGUUAUUGGAUGACGAUUUGUAUGCGUUAGCGACAUUACAGAAACUUCUUGGUGGCGGGUCCUCGUUCAGUGCCGGGGGUCCAGGGAAAGGGAUGUUUCUGAGACUUUACACAAACGUGUUGAACCGGUGUCAUUAUGUCGAGAGCUAUUAUUGGGCAAGAGCUAGUCAAGUUAGUGGAGGGGGAGAUUGGGGAGGAGGAGGUGCAGCGAGCCAAGAACCAGCUCAAGAGUUCAGUGUUGAUGAAUAUGGAGAGCAAAUUGGCGCGGUUAGAGGAUUUGGGUCGGCAGGUGCAGUGUCAAGGGAAGGUGACGAGUAUAGAUGA